This is a messenger RNA of Vanessa tameamea, 616 nucleotides long. RefSeq names its product anaphase-promoting complex subunit 15-like. The transcript is spliced from 3 exons. NCBI's taxonomy places the organism in Eukaryota, Metazoa, Arthropoda, Insecta, Lepidoptera, Nymphalidae. Gene Ontology annotation, biological process: regulation of mitotic cell cycle spindle assembly checkpoint. The record is from RefSeq and is a predicted model, not a curated record. Gene Ontology annotation, cellular component: anaphase-promoting complex. Bases 133 to 525 code for a protein of 130 amino acids.
GACAUUGACUACUGACAGUUGAGUAUUGACUUAAAAUUGCAUUGAUUUAAAAUUGAGAAGCCGAUUAGAUAUCUAUUUAGGCGUAAUUAACAACAAGAGUCCUCGGUAUAAUACAGAAAUAACGAUUUAAACAUGAAUAUACCGUUUCCAAUAUUGUAUCCACGCUUAGUGGAUCCUUCUUGGUUUAACGCUGAUAGUCCCUGUGACGAGGACGCGGAAUUAACGAACAUGGAACAAGCUCAUCAACAAUGGCUGAAUUCCAUUGGGCAGCAAUAUAUGAAACGUCCACCAUUGGGUAAAGUUGAUCCAGAACCCAUGGAGGAAGAAGCUGAUUCAGACGAAGAAGAGGGUAACGACGAAUCUGAUGAAUCGGAGGAGUCACAUGAUGAGGAUGAAGAGGAAGAACUACGUUCAUAUUCACCACCAAGGAAUAAUAAUGAACUAGAGCCAGAAGCUUUAGAAGAUCCCAAUGAAACCCCAGAUCCUAAUACUCCUGACCAAAGUGCUCUUUGGCCUAUUCAGUAACUAAAAUGCACAUGAUCUUAUUUCUGAGUGCAUGAAUAUCUUUGUAUUUUGUGUAUAAAUGUAUAAGCAAAAUUAAAGUUAAACAAACCAA